Messenger RNA from Elgaria multicarinata webbii, 2888 nucleotides. It is a transcript of the gene PDPK1, whose product is annotated as 3-phosphoinositide dependent protein kinase 1. Bases 72 to 1727 code for a protein of 551 amino acids. Gene Ontology annotation, molecular function: protein serine/threonine kinase activity; ATP binding. Lineage: Eukaryota; Metazoa; Chordata; Lepidosauria; Squamata; Anguidae. The record is from RefSeq and is a predicted model, not a curated record. Gene Ontology annotation, biological process: intracellular signal transduction; peptidyl-serine phosphorylation. The transcript is spliced from 14 exons.
UCCCAUUGGGUCGCACUCUCUGUUUGGAGCGCGGCGGAGGCGCUUGGAGGACGUCCAGGCAGGCAGGGCCCAUGGCCAGCACCGGCAGCCCCCUGUAUGAUGCCGUUCCAAUCCAGUCCAGCGUGGUUUUAUGUUCCUGUCCAUCUCCAUCCAUGGUGAGGAACCAGGCGGAUUCCAGUCCUCCACUUGUUGCUUCCACGUGUGGCAGCAGGCAGGGACUGAACAUGGAGAGCACCACAGCUGAGUCAAGGGCAAAUGCAAACUCUUUGCAGCAACCUGCACAACCUCGAAAGAAACGUCCUGAGGACUUUAAGUUUGGGAAGAUUCUGGGUGAAGGAUCUUUCUCAACCGUCGUCUUGGCCAGAGAAUUGACUACCUCCAGAGAAUAUGCCGUUAAAAUUCUCGAAAAGCGUCACAUCAUAAAGGAGAACAAAGUUCCCUAUGUGACCAGAGAGAGAGACGUCAUGUCCCGUCUGGAUCACCCUUUCUUUGUCAAACUCUACUUCACGUUUCAGGAUGAUGAAAAGCUCUAUUUUGGCCUUAGCUAUGCCAAAAAUGGAGAGCUUCUAAAAUACAUCCGCAAGAUUGGCUCAUUUGAUGAGACUUGCACGAGGUUUUAUACUGCUGAAAUUGUGGCUGCAUUAGAGUACUUGCAUGGAAAGGGAAUUAUUCACAGGGACCUUAAGCCAGAGAACAUCUUGCUAAAUGGAGAUAUGCAUAUUCAGAUUACAGACUUUGGAACAGCAAAAGUAUUGUCUGCAGAUACCAAACAAGCACGGGCGAACUCCUUUGUUGGAACAGCACAGUAUGUAUCUCCAGAGCUAUUAACAGAGAAGUCUGCCUGCAAAAGUUCUGAUCUGUGGGCUCUUGGCUGUAUCGUAUAUCAGCUCGUAGCAGGAUUACCACCAUUCAGAGCCGGAAAUGAAUAUCUCAUAUUUCAAAAGAUAAUCAAAUUGGAAUACGAAUUCCCAGAGAAGUUCUUUCCUAAGGCAAAAGAUCUUGUAGAAAAGCUUUUGGUUCUAGAUGCUACCAAACGGUUAGGCUGUGAUGAAAUGGGUGCAUAUCAACCCCUGAAGGCCCACCCCUUUUUUGAAUCCAUUACCUGGGAGAAUCUGCAUCAUCAAACGCCACCCAAGCUCACAGCGUAUUUGCCAGCCAUGUCAGAAGAUGAUGAAGAUUGCUAUGGAAACUAUGACAAUCUCCUGAGUCAGUUUGGCUGCAUGCAAGUUUCCAGCUCGGCGUCUUCUCAGUCGCUGUCUUCCCCAGAGACAUGUCCCCUGCAGACCUCAGGCAAUAACAUAGAGCAAUACAUCCAUGACCUUGACAAUAAUUCAUUUGAGCUGGAUCUGCAGUUCUCUGAAGAGGAGAAAAGGUUACUGUUGGCAAAACAGGCUAGCGGAAACCCUUGGCACCAGUUUGUAGAAAAUAACUUAAUACUGAAAAUGGGGCCAGUAGACAAGAGGAAGGGGCUAUUUGCUCGCCGGCGCCAGUUGUUGCUCACUGAAGGGCCACACCUGUACUAUGUGGAUCCUGUCAACAAGGUUCUGAAAGGGGAGAUUCCGUGGUCACUGGAACUUCGGCCAGAAGCCAAGAACUUCAAGACCUUUUUUGUUCACACACCUAACAGGACAUACUACCUGAUGGACCCGAGUGGGAAUGCUCAUAAAUGGUGCAAAAAGAUACAGGAGGUUUGGCGACACAGAUACCACCAGAAUGCUGCGAAAUGAGGCUUCCCCUAAAUCGCGCCGUUUCACUCCUUGCUGCUAGAGCGCCACAUGCUCCCAGCCAGAGGACUCUUCCUAGCCCAGCUUAAACAUCCAUCUCCAGGGCCAAAACUAGUUCCUUUUCUAAGGAAAUGCCCAACCAAUGGAAUUCAGGGUCGCUUUGCUUGCUUUUGUGCUUCUGUUGAGGCUUACACACACACAUGCACAUAUUCUCUGCUGCCGUGAGUUUCUACCUUGGCUUCUGCUGUAAACUAGUGGACCUUGCAUUGCUGGCUUUGCUGUAGAUCAGUUAAGCAAAGCCAAUCCAAUCCCACUUGCACAGCCCAGAUCAUGUUGGGGGCUGGAUUAUUACUGUGACUUUCCAAUUUAUCAUGCAACUGUUUUGUCAGGGAGCUCUGAAAGGUUUCCAUGUGAGGUCGCCAUUGUUGCUGCUGCCACCACUUUCCUUCCUUCCUUCUAGUUGGUUCAUUGGUAUCCAGCACUUGUAACUGCUGUGGGCGUAUGCCCUUACAAAACUCUCCAGGUUAUGUCCAGUUGCAGGAUUCUCAUGGAUGGUACUUUCUUUUAAUCGCAUGUCUUGCAGAUACACUCCGGCACAGUGGUAAGAGAGGGUAAUAUUGAAUACAGCACUUGAAAUUUUGGCCAUUCUAGUUUCAUAAAAUUUUAAACAUGAAUUUUUAAUUUGACACAUUUACAUGUUUAGUUAAAAGGCAUUAAAGUUACCAGCAUGCUUUUAACUAAGACUAACUAAGAGGUUAACUAGUUAGUACAAAACUGUAUUGAUGUAAUAAAUAGACUCUUCAUCUUUUCAGAAGAGGGGAGCGAGCGGAGCAUUGCAGGGGGCUGGCCUAUUUGUGGGGAGAGAAGGCCAAGUGAGGGAAAUGCUGUUGUACAACUGAUGACUUGAUUUGUUGUCUCUUUGUAUAAUGAGGUGUACAAAUAUUCCUGUAUUGUUCAUUGGCGAAGCGUACCUUUUAGCAACUUUGAAAAUAUUUUUCAUGAUUUAAUUAUAUUUAAGACCCUCCACUAAUCAGACUAAUUGUUGUGUUCAUGUAAAAAUGUUGAUACAAAGGAGGGGAAAAAUGUAUGGUACUUGAGUCAUAUCUAUCAAAUGUUUCAUAUCGUUCUUUUGUCUUUUUCCAAUUAAACUGUCAUGGUCAAACA